CAUCUGAUUGGUGUUGGGGAGGCGUUCGGCUGAAGGUGGAACCUGGGAGCCCAGAGCGCAGCGCUCACUGCGGCCGAGCCUCGCCGACGCGCAAUGCCUCGCUUUACCGUCCACAUCCGAGAUGAGUGGGUGGCAGUGGCCUGCCGGGACACCUCCAACAACAUCCAGUGGCUCGGACAGGAAGCGUUGAAGCGGUACAUGAAGAACAAACCGGACAACGGCGGCAUCGGGUCUGUGAGGGAGACGCGGUUCUUAGUGCGCAGGUGCCAGGGUCUGGGCUUGCUGGACGUGGACGACACCAUCGAUGAUGUGCUGGAGGAUAAUGACUUUGUUGAACUUGCAAUUGAGGGAGACACCAUGUCCUCCGACUUCAUCCCAUGUGAGCCCGGAGUUUCGAAUAUCACAGCUGCAUACAAAGAACCCGCAGAAUACAUUGGUUUGGAUGGCAACAGCCUGACUUCCACUGAUCUGGUCAACUUAGGCAGAGGACUCUAUAAGAUAAAGCUGACUCCGGAGGCAGAGAAAAAGGUUGUGCAAUCACGAGAACUUUUGGACACCAUUGUCAAAGAAAACCGAAUCGUCUACGGAAUAACGACAGGUUUCGGCAAAUUUGCCCGAACUGUCAUUCCUGUCAGCAAGCUCAAGGAACUCCAGGAAAACCUGGUGCGGUCGCACUCAGCAGGUUUGGGGAACCCAUUGAGUCCGGAGAGGACCCGCAUGCUGCUCGCUCUGAGGAUCAACGUUUUAGCUAAAGGUUACAGCGGGAUUUCUCUGGAAACCCUUCAAGCCAUGAUCCAGGCCUUCAAUGCCUCCUGCCUCUCCUUCGUUCCAGAGAAGGGGACGGUGGGAGCCAGCGGAGACCUGGCCCCCCUCUCGCACCUUGCCCUGGGUCUGAUGGGAGAAGGGAAAAUGUGGUCCCCCAAGAGCGGAUGGGCUGAUGCCAAAUAUGUCCUGGAGGCCCACGGACUAAAGCCAAUAUCACUGAAACCCAAAGAGGGCAUUGCUCUGAUCAACGGUACCCAGAUGAUCACCUCUUUGGGGGCGGAGGCGGUGGAGCGCGCCCGGGCCAUCGCCCAGCAGGCGGACAUCGUUGCUGCUCUAACGCUGGAGGUGCUGAAGGGAACCACUAAAGCCUUUGACAGCGACAUCCAUUCACUGCGUCCCCAUCCAGGCCAGACGGAGGUUGCCCUUCGCUUUCGGUCGCUGCUGGACUCUGACCACCAUCCGUCUGAGAUCGCAGAGAGUCAUAGGUUCUGUGACAGGGUCCAGGAUGCCUACACCAUGCGCUGCUGUCCUCAGGUGCAUGGAAUAGCAAAUGACACAAUAAUGUUUGUGCAGAACAUCAUCAACACAGAAAUCAACAGCGCUACAGACAACCCUAUGGUAUUUGCAGAAAGAGGUGAAACCAUUUCUGGUGGGAAUUUCCAUGGAGAAUAUCCAGCAAAGGCUCUAGACUUUCUGUCCAUCGCUGUCCAUGAGCUGGCUUCCAUCAGUGAGAGGAGGAUUGAGAGGUUAUGCAACCCCUCACUGAGUGAGCUGCCUGCCUUCCUUGUUAAUGAGGGCGGCCUCAACUCGGGCUUCAUGAUUGCCCACUGCACCGCCGCUUCUUUAGUUUCAGAGAAUAAAGUUUUAUGCCACCCUUCGUCUGUGGACUCCCUGUCCACCAGCGCGGCUACAGAGGACCAUGUGUCUAUGGGAGGCUGGGCCGCUCGGAAAGCCUUGAGGGUUGUGGAACAUGUGGAGCAAGUUCUUGCCAUAGAGCUGCUGGCGGCCUGCCAGGGUAUCGAGUUCCUCCGCCCUCUUCGAACCACCACCCCGCUGGAGAAGGUCUACGACCUCGUGCGCACCGUUGUCAAGCCAUGGAUUAAAGACCGGUUCAUGUCGCCAGACAUCGAGGCUGUUCACCGUCUCCUGCUCGACCAGAAGGUGUGGAAGGUGGCCAAACCUUACAUUGACAAGUAUCAGACCGAAUACAUCCCAGAGUCUCGACCCAAUUCCCCCACUGCCUUCUCCCUGGAUCCUCCCGCGUCACCGAGGAAACGUGUCCGUCACGAGUGAAGCAAAGCUUCAAAUCAAGUUCGCUCGGUUUUCUUACUGUUCUGCUUGAAUCAGUUUUCAAAAGCUAAAAGUAUAAAUAUUGUUACAAAGAUUAAUUGUUAGUAAGACAGUGGAAGAUUCCUGACAUGAAAAUCUGUGGCGAUACGUUGCUUACUUAGAAAUGCAUUGCAAAUGGUUUUAUUAUCUGGAAAAUUAAGUUUUGUAAUUUUCUGUGCUUACCCUGACAGCACUGCAGUAAACUUGCAUUACUCUUGACUGUUGUUGCUAAUGUGGUUUUUAAAACCUCUUCAGUUUCAUGCUUUGUUAGCAUAAAUAAAAUUGCUUUGUGUGUAAUUUGCUGCUAUGUGAUGUUUAUGCAUCAGUCUGUUUUAAAUUGUAUUUCUCUUGCUAGACCUUUACAAAAAAAUCCCAUGAAAAUCACAUGUGACUUUCACAUGUGAUCACAUGUGGUUCACACAAAUUUUACAUGUGAAUGAUGUGAAUCACACGUGAAAGCACAUGAAUACAUGUGAUUUUGGAACGUUUCGUGGUAAAAUCACAUAUGAUUCACAUGUGAAUCACACAUUUCCAUAUGUGAUCACAUAAAAAUCACAUGUGAAAACGUGAUUUCCAUGGGAUUUUUUUGUAAGGGGAUCAUCACAUUUUUCUGUUAUAUUUCUAACUUCAUGAAAUUGUCGGGGCUGCAGUCCUGCAGUCCUUGGUUCAAUUCCCGUCCCGGGGUCUUUCUGCAUGGAGUUUGCAUGUUCUCCCUGUGCAUGGUGGGUUCUCUCCGGGUUCUCCGGCUUCCUCCCACAGUCCAAAAACAUGACUGUCAGGUUAAUUGGUCUCUCUAAAUUCUCCCUAUGUGUGAGUGUGUGUGUGCAUGGUUGUUUGUCUUGUAUGUCUUUGUGUGGCCCUGCGACAGACUGGCGACCUGUCCAGGGUGAACCCCGCCUCUUGCCCGGAAUGUAGUUGGAGAGGAACCAGCAACCCUCCUGACCCCACAAGGGAUAAAGGUGUUAGAAAAUGGAUGGAUGGAUGGAUGAAAUUGUUGUAUGUUUCAUUGUUAUUUCUACAAUCAGUGUCCUGGUUGAUCAUGUCUGCAACUGUAAACCCUUCAUCAUCUACAACUCAUUAAAUAAGUUAUACUCAAACAUA
Gambusia affinis (western mosquitofish) is the source of this 3195-nucleotide messenger RNA. RefSeq names its product histidine ammonia-lyase (gene hal). Gene Ontology annotation, molecular function: histidine ammonia-lyase activity. Gene Ontology annotation, cellular component: cytoplasm. NCBI's taxonomy places the organism in Eukaryota, Metazoa, Chordata, Actinopteri, Cyprinodontiformes, Poeciliidae. Gene Ontology annotation, biological process: L-histidine catabolic process. The transcript has 20 exons. The record is from RefSeq and is a predicted model, not a curated record. Bases 94 to 2058 code for a protein of 654 amino acids.